AUGAAUAGGGAACUAUCUUUUUAUCGCAACACUAUCAAUGCAUGCACAAAGCACGUUAUCAUUUCAGGAGCACGGGGCACACAUCUCAAGCAUGCAAUUGAUGGGGGGAUUGUCCCGUCAAAUACUGAAGAAUUUUCGCAUGGCUCUGCUGCAAUGCACAUUAAUACGCGUGAGCAUAAGGGUCAAGAAUUUAUUGCGUUAAACAGCGAAAAUGAAGUGACACUACCAGCGACAUUAAAUGACUUUGACAUUAUCACUGAUAGCAUUAAUGAUAAUGCUAUUAUCACUACUCGAAAAAAACCCGAUCUUUCACCAAUAAUUCCUAAGGAAUGGAACAUGGAUCCUGACGGACACAAAAUCGUUGACAAAAUUGAUACAAUAUUACAGAAUUCUCUACCCGAUGAAUUUUUAAUGUCCACUAUCAUUCCCACAACUACUUCGUCUGGUGAAACUGCACAAUCAGUAUUGGAAAAUGCCGCUCCAUCUUUGGCUUCUGUGUCGAUCACCUUAAAUAAUACUCAUUCUGCGCCUACUUCAGUCUCUUCAAUGAAAUCCAUCAAUCACAUCACUUUUUCUUCCAAUACGGCCAUUCCUACAAAUAACAAUAUCACGUCAGCUUCUAAAAUGAUAGCAAUCGCUGACAACAGGAUAGAAGGGUCACUUGAGCCGUCCAUUCCAUCUUCAAUGGGAAUUCUUAGCCAACCUAUUCCAUCCGGCAAAUCAUGGCUUUAUGAUGGUUUACAAUCGACCAUGAACUCAAAGGUUUUUCCGGAGCAAUAUUCACAACAAGAAUUAGCAGAAAAGAAGUUAUCAUUCGGCUCCUUUGAAUCUGCAGGCACAUUUCCUCUAGAAACAUUUAAAACAGCUAUUAACAACAAUAAUAAUCUCCUUCUGGCAACAACUAUGAUGAAUACAUCGAAAAUACCACCAAUGCGAACAGGUAAUCUGAUGACAGAACUAACUUCUAUUCAGAAUUUAUCACCGAAUGCAGCGUUGAAUGCAGCGAUGGAUACUACUAUCAGCAGCGUUGAGCUUCAAACGGAGAAGUCAGUAGGACAAUUGGGAAAAUCCAUGAAGGAAUCCGAAGAAAAUUACUUUAACGCUGAUUCAUCGAUUUUUAUGGAUGCUCCUAAUUUUCAAAAUCAAACUCUUGCUAUUUUAUCGCUUGAACGGAUUAGAAACAGUAAUAUUAACACUAUAACGGAAGAGCCAGAGUUUAUUUCAAACGAUACAAGAGAAGCAAAAAAAGAAAGAAGUGAAGGAAAAACGGAAAUGAUAGGCUUAUCAUCAUCAGUACAUGAUUUCAAUAACAUGUCAGUAAAGCCAAAGAAUGAAAUCUUGCAUCAUUCUGUAACCACCAUUCCAAGGGCAUCUGCAGAAAUUCCUGCUUCUUUUGCACCUUCAAAUUCUCAGACGGAUAUACUGCCGCAUGAAGACUAUAGGGUAAAUAUUGUAGAGGGUCACAAUUUGCACUCCUUAAAGCACCAAGAGCUACAGCGAUCACCUAUGGAAAAUCUCGAUAAAAUUGCAAGUCAGCAAUCCACCGCUGCACAUGAUAUACAAAUGGCCCAGAAUAUCCCCUUGCAGACAACUAUUAAACAAGGUGAAACUGAUGAUGUAGAAAGAGAUGAAACCACUGUGAAUGUGCAUCAGGAGAAGAUGGAAUCAGAAAUAUUUAACCAACAAAAUAUUUCGGAUUCGCAAAUAACACCGGAGACAACACCUCAUGCAGUAGUACAUGGUGUUACCUCAUUGCAACAGUUGCAACCUGAGGAAGAUGACACUUGCGUGUUACCUCCAGAUGCUGGUAUUUGCCGUGAUUAUAUACCUCGUUGGUUCUACAAUUCACAAACUGGCAAAUGUGAACAAUUCUCAUAUGGCUCAUGCGGUGGUAACAGUAAUAACUUUCUUGACAGGCAAGCUUGUGAAGCAAAAUGCUCGCGAGACGAUUCGAUUAAGUCUCAGUUACCGGAACGGUGCACCUACAAAAAAGAUGAGGGUUAUAGCAACGGGUACAACGUCAAGUGGUACUACAACGUGCGUAAUUUACGAUGCGAACAGAUGGUAUACCAAGGCCAAGGUGGCAAUUCGAAUCAAUUUGAAACGUUUGCCGAAUGUCAAACCUUCUGCACACCAUCGGAUGGCAAAACUACCAAACAAAUUGCACAUCCUUUAAAAAUUAAUUCCACUGGUCAUCCUCAAUCAGAUUUUGCUGCAUCUCGAAAUCAGGAAAACCAAACACAAACAGUAUCAAUUACUGGAACAGAUAAAAUAUCAGAGAACCAUGCCUAUAAUAUUUCCCACAACACUGCUGAAAAUCCUCAUCACAGGAUAAUACCAAAUAAUGGUUCGGUCGGUGAUAAGGAAAUACAGCAAUUUAGUUCAAAGCAACAUCCUACGGCAUCAAGUAUUUCGUCACGGUCACCUAUACCAACAAGAUCUGCACAAUUUUCUCAUAGCUUGGACACAUCAACAAAUGAAACAAUAAUUGUGGCGGAACCAUCUCCUGAUCCAUCACCACCUACCAAUGCUAUGAAUGAGAGCAGUGAUGAAGUCAUGGAAAGAAAAUUUGACAGUGCGAAGAUAUUCGGAGAAACAAUUGUAAACAAAGACAAUGACGUUCUUGUUGAUCUACCAAGUAUUUUUGAUGGUAUAAACCAUAUGCCUAAUUGUCCUAACGGCCUUAAACCAAUACAACAUGCAGAUGGUAGGCCUGUGAUGUGUUUGCCAGGUAGAAAUCAAUGUUCUGGUAACUCUGUCUGUUACUUCAAUGGUGUUGAUUUCUUGUGUUGUCCGAAUACCAAAGAUCCAUACGAUGAGCACAUAUUUGGAGGUUAUAAUGGUGAAGAAGUAAAGCAAGGAUAUAAGAAUGUUAAAAAGACACCAAUAAAAAGUAAUGAAUUGAUUGUUCGAAAGCUUAGGCUGAAACGUCAAACACAGGUGUUCACCAGUCGUUCUUCAGCUGCACGAAUCGAUUCCAAAGUACAACGUUCAUUGUCCAGAGCAUCAUUAGCAGUAAAUAGUAGUGAUGGUAGGCAAGUGGAUAAUAUUUGCAUGCAAGAUGCCAAUACGGGUAACUGCACAGAAGCUCAUCUUCGAUUCUUCUACGAUCGUAGAGCGAGUACCUGUCGAUUGUUCUAUUAUAGUGGCUGUGGCGGUAAUGAGAAUAACUUCGUCACGGAGGAUGAAUGUCGACGACGAUGCAAAAGUGAUAACUCACACAUUGAUGAUGCACCACUGGGAAGCUGUCCAUUUGGUGAGCUACCAUUUGGCGAUAACGCACCGGUGAUAUGCGGUAAAGAUGCAGGAUCAUUUGAGUGCCCGAAAGGAUAUUAUUGUCUCACGGGACCACCUAAUGUAUGCUGUCUCGAAAAAUUCCUUCCAGGUUCAGAAAAAAUAUUGGUGACAAAGAAAAACCAAAAAAAUAUUCGUUUUUCGCCACAGCAAUCACGCAGAAAUGCUGAUUAUCUACCUGAGGAGACUCAGAGAGAAAGUGAAGAGAAGUCGCCAAUGUUGCUUGUACCAGAAAACAUUUGUCCGGAUGGUUCGGAUGCGCUACUUGAUGAAUCUACUCAACAACCACUCAAAUGUGGCGUAGGUUACGAUGGUGAAUCCUUUUGUCCUCUUGGCUAUUAUUGCUCUAUCGAUUCGGAAAGAAAUGGACGAUUAUGCUGCCAGCUUGGAAUAAUCGGAGUGAAGAUUCCACCUCCUCCACGAGUACCACCGUACUUUGGGUUGCGACCCUCAAAUCCGGGUGAAGUAAUUUCGCGUGGAUCCUUACCAUCCGAUUAUAUUUCACAAAAGCAGCAUGAAACCGGAAUAUUGAACAUAGCUAAACCUAGUGAAGGAUACUCAUCUCGUCUAGCCGUGAAACGCUUAGGUGAUUCCCAUAAAAUCGGGAAAGAGACUACAGAUUCUUAUGGAAAUUUCGUUCCAUCUGAUGAAGCAACAGAUUCCUUCGAAAAUCUCACUCCAUCUGACUCGAAAUUGGAAGGUGAGAUUUAUGGUCGAAUGAUGCUUAAUUCAAAUGACCGCAUUUUCCGAACACAAGCACUUUAUAAUUCGAUGAAUAAUGCGGAUUCUCCCGAAGCAGAAACGAACGAAGUUCAAAUUGAUGUUGGAGAGAUAAAAGAUCCAUUUGAGUCGUUGGAAUAUGCUCAGAAAACCACUUCCGAUCGAAGUAUCUGUCUUUUGAAACCUAAUGAAGGUCGUAUUUGCCGAGAAGACGAAUCACCUCCUCGAACGAAUUUACAAUAUUUCUACAGUAAUCGUGAUAAACGUUGUAAACUUUACUUUUAUCGAGGAUGUGGUGGUAGCCAAAAUCGAUUCGAUACCAAAAGGCAUUGUGAAUUGACGUGUGCUGUAAGGCGUGUAACGUUAAUUACGGAACAGCUAAUUGAUCGUAUUUGA
Cercopithifilaria johnstoni is the source of this 4410-nucleotide messenger RNA. NCBI's taxonomy places the organism in Eukaryota, Metazoa, Nematoda, Chromadorea, Rhabditida, Onchocercidae. The record is from the annotation of a GenBank genome assembly.